CGUGUGCGCGUUCAGCUCUUCCUGUGAGUCUGUUCAGUUGCGCGCGCGGCAGCUGUUGUAGUCGGUAACCGGAACAAACAUGUUAAUCAUCAGUAACCGGGUCAAAUUAUGUUCGCUGGCGUUUACCGCGGCGCGCAUGUACGCCACCGGAGCUCAAGCCAACACCAACCCGGUGGUGUUCUUCGACAUCGCGGCGGAUAACGAGCCGCUCGGCAGGGUCACCUUCGAGCUGAAUGCAGAUGUUGUGCCCAAAACAGCAGAGAAUUUCAGAGCGCUUUGCACAGGUGAACAUGGAUUUGGAUACAAAGGCUCCAUCUUCCACAGAGUGAUUCCACAGUUCAUGUGUCAGGGAGGAGAUUUUACAAACCACAACGGAACUGGAGGAAAAUCCAUCUAUGGAGCGAGAUUUCCUGACGAGAACUUUAGACUGAAACACACAGGACCAGGUAUUCUCUCUAUGGCUAACGCUGGACCCAACACAAACGGAUCCCAGUUCUUCAUAUGCACUGUUAAAACGGAGUGGUUGGAUGGACGGCACGUGGUGUUCGGCAGCAUUAAAGAAGGGUUGGAUGUGGUGAGGAAGGUUGAAGCUUUGGGUUCUCGAUCUGGUAGAACCGCCAAGAGAAUCAGCAUCACCAACUGCGGAGAACUCAAGUAGAGAGUUGAGAGAACAAGUCGAGUCAUUUCAUACGCUGAAACUGUUGCUGAAGAUUUACAGACUACUGAGUGUUCGAAAGAGCCAAAAGCUCCAUAAUGUGAAAUUAACUCACUUUUGGGUUAAAGGGAAAAGGUCACACACAAAUGAAAAUAAUGUACUCACCCUCAUGUUGUUCCAAACCCAUAUACUGUUAGCACAAAGGAGAAUUGUUGAAGAACUUUUCCAUUCAGCGAUGGCUUUAUUUCAGAAAUGCGUUUCCCAAUUUUCCUUUUGUUUUGCAUGGAAAAAUAACAGGUUUGCAUUGACAUGAGGGUGAGUAAAUAAUGAUUGACUUGAUAUUUUUGAAUGAACUAUUCUUAUAAAAAAGAUCCACUGUGAAAAUGUCAUAUAAAAACGUCCUUCUUGGGCAAUAAUGCAUGUUGGGAUUUAAAUCGUAAUUUGUUUUGUUAUGCAUGAGAGGUUACGUUUUUAUCGCACAAGUUUAAAGUAAUAAAGAUAAGAGCAGUAAGCAA
Molecule: messenger RNA, 1170 nt
Organism: Myxocyprinus asiaticus (Chinese sucker)
Lineage: Eukaryota; Metazoa; Chordata; Actinopteri; Cypriniformes; Catostomidae
Product: peptidyl-prolyl cis-trans isomerase A-like
Exons: 6
Coding region: 80-658 (192 amino acids)
Biological process (GO): protein peptidyl-prolyl isomerization; cellular response to hydrogen peroxide; protein folding
Cellular component (GO): mitochondrion
Molecular function (GO): peptidyl-prolyl cis-trans isomerase activity
Source: RefSeq, a predicted model, not a curated record